AUGGCACGGCAACGCUGCAGCUUGACAGUCCUCACCGUUCUCGUGUUCGCGUUGUCUUCUCAUUCGGUAACGCGCUCAUCGGCCACCGAAACUUACGAUGUGCUCUUUUACUCCGCCGGACCCUACACCCCGUGCGGCACGUCGGGUAACUUCUCCGCGGUCGGCGUGCAAGGCGCAUUAGAGCCGUACAAGGGAGAGGCGGCAUCGCCUAAAGGACAAGCGAUAUCGGGGCGAGUGACCAUUUACGAUGACUGCUACUUCGCGCUCUCAGAUCUCAGCAUCGGCACGGCCGUGGACGCGCCACUGUCCAUCUGGGCGGGUCCCAAGGACGUCGACCCCUACUCGCACGCCGCGCCCGUCGACCCCUACGCCGCCUCCUCCUUCCCCGCCUCCGCCGCCUCCGCCUUCGCACCGGCCAGCACCACAUUCAACCUCACGGCGACGUCGCUGAUGGCGGUGUUUCUGCAGGCGGGCGGACUCACCUGGGACGAGGCGCAGGUGCUUUACCUCUGCGCUGGGUCCGCCUCCGCGGGAAUCACGCGGAUCUACGCGCAGUUCGCGGUGGGCGGGCGGGAACACGCGGGCCCGCACGGCAAGACCGUGCGGUGGGUGCGGAAGACGGUCGGGGCGGCCGCGAGGGAGCAGCGCCUGCUCUUGCCGUCGCCCCCCGCUCGCCCGCCCCCUCCGCCCCCCAAGCCGCCUGCGCCGGGCAGCAGCGGGCCGUCCGUCGGGCUGACCAACUGCGUGGAGGCCGUGCCAGGGCGGCUGAACAUCAGCAGCGCUGGCAGCGGCGCCGGCGGCGGCGGCGGGGGGAAGGGGCCGGUGGUGGAGAUGGGGAUGGAAGCGCGCGUGGGCGAGGGGUCGUGGGUGGCGGUGGGCGUGUCGCGCAACCAGACGCGCUUCGCCAUGCUGCAGAGCGACGUGACGGUGGGCGGCGUGCUGGCGGGCGGCGGAGGGGUCUUUGCGCGCGACUACCACGUCACGGCCAAGCAGACGUGCCAGCAGGUCGCGGGCGGCUUUGUCGGCGUCACACUACUCUCCCCUUCCCCUUCCCCCAUGUCUCCCUCCGUUUCAUCCCCCCACCCUCCGCCCAUCUCGCCGCAGGACGCGCUGCUGGGCUCCUCCCCCACGUCCCUCAACGACGUGACCCUCGUCUCCGCGUCGCGCCGCGCUGACGUCACCUUCAUCCGCUUCACCAAGCCCGCGGCCACGGGGGACGACCGCUUCGACGCCAACCUGCUGCGCGCGCCGGGCCUCUCCGCGCUCUGGUGGGUCGUCUUCGCGGCGGGCCCGCUCGCCCCCGCGUCCAACGCCGCCGCGCCCACGCUGCUCUUCCACGACCCCGUGCUGGGGUACUUCUCUGGCGGCACGCGCAUCCCCUUCGCGCCGCCCGCGCCCAUCCGCACCUGCUCGCCCCUCUGGGGCACCAAGCCCGAGUACCACCCCCCGCUCCCCCCGUACGCUCCCCCGCCUCCGCCCGGAGCCGCUGCCCCGCCCCCGCCUGGCGCGGACGCGGCGGGGGGCGUGGCGGGGAUGCCGGGGCUGCGCGAGUGCAGCACGGCGGUGGGCGGGCAGGUCUACGCGUUCGACGCGUGCGACGCGCUGCCCGGCGGCUUCCUGCUGAUGUGGUCGCUCGCGGGCAUCACGCUGCGCGCCGCGUUCGUCGCGCAGGCCGUGCCCGACGGCGGGUACGCCGCCGUGGGCCUCUCGCCCUCCGGCGCCGUCGCCAACUCGAGCCUGCUCGUCGUCUCGUACGCGCACGCGGAGCGGGGUGCCGGGAAGGCCGCGGGCGCGGGGGCAGGCGGGGCGGAGGUGGAGGUGGGGCAGGUGGUGGUGCGCGCGGGUGCGCGGGGCGUGGGCGUGGAGGCGGUGGGGGGGGGGGAUCUGACGGUGGUGAGCAGCGUGGGGCAGGCGCGGAACGGCGCGCUGACGCUGCUCUUCUCGCUGCUGCUGCUGCCGAACCAGACGGCCGCGGCGUACCUCGUGUGGACCAAGGGGCAGCGCGCGCAGCUCUCACUCCCUGCUGCCAUUGCGGCCAACGACACGGGGGGGGUGCUGUCGCUCGAUGGGCUGGACGCGCUGAUGACGUCAGCCAUCAGCUUUGAACGCGGCAAGCCGAAAGACGACUCCAACGACACCAUCCGGCUGUGGAAGAUUCACGGCAUAAUCAGCACGGUGGCGUGGGCGUUCCUCAUGCCGCUGGGCGUGAUGGCAGCGCGCUACCUGCGUCAGGUGUACGCGCGCUGGUUCCCCGUGCACCAGGCGCUGCACCUGGCUGCCGCGUCGCUGGGCACGGUGGCAUUCACCAUGGCGCUCACCAUGCCGCACGGCGCCAUCCAGGGCCGCGCCGAUGAGGCGUCACGGGGGGCGUGCGUGGUGGCGCACACGGCCAUGGGCAUCACGCUCAUGGUCAUCGCCGCACUGCAGCUGUCAGCGCUGGUGUGGCGGCCGCACGAGGACAGCAAGUGGCGCCCGUACUGGCGGAGGGUGCACGCCGUGGGAGGCGCAGUGGCGCUGGUGCUGGGGCAGGCGCAGGUGCUGGUGGGGCUGUUCAUCUCCGCGGCCCCGCUCUUCUACACCGUGCUGCUGGCCGCCUGGCUCAUCUUUGCGCUGCUGCUCACCACCGCCCUCGAGCUCCACUUCUUCCCCACCUUCUACCGCCUCGCCCACUGCUGGGACCGCCUUCUGGGCCGCGACGCUGACGUGGCGUCUGACGUGGACAGCCUCUGCGCGUCCAGUGAGAGGCUGGCGGGUGGCGCGGCCAGGAAGGGGGCGGCGGCGGAGGGGGCAGGCGGCGAGGGGGGGAAGGGUGCAGCAGGGGGGUGGAUGGCGGGAGUGGUGGCGGUGCUGCGGCGCAGCAGGGGCGCCGGCAUGCUGCCUGAGCGGCCCAGGGGGCGAGGGAGGACGGCCAAAGGGGGGAAAGGUGAGGGGAGGCAAAGGGGAAGACGAGGGGUUGUGCAAGGGCGAGCGGGGGCGAGUGAGAGGGCGGGGAGAGGGGGCAGUGUGGGAGCGGGGCACAGCGGGUACAUGAGCAUGGCGGGCGCCAACGCUGCCACCGACCGCCGCUCCAAGGAGCUGCUGCCCGCUCUCCCACCCCCACACCCUCCCCCGCCCCUGCCACCCCCUGUGCUGUCGGCCCUGCCGCACUCAAAAGCACCUGCACCCCCCACCGCUGGUGGCGCUGCUGCUGCUGCUGGUGGCGGGAUUGGCACAGAGGGGGCAGGAGCUGAUGGGGGGAGAGCGAAGGGGGUGGAGGCACGGGCAGGGACGUUUGGCCAAAGCCAGACGGUGGCAGAGGGGGGUUGCAGAGAGGCUGGCGGCACUCUCGACCGUGGCGCUGCUGCUGCUGCUGCCGCUGCUGCCACUGCUGCCGCUGCUGCCACUGCUGCCGCUGCUGCCACUGCUGCCGCUGCUGCCACUGCUGCCGCUGCUGCCGCUGCUGCCACUGCUGCCGCUGCUGCUGCCACUAGUGACACUGUUGGUGGUGGCAGUAGUUCAGGUGCCAGCAGCCAACCACGAGGUGUGUGGGCGGGUGGAAUGGCAGCAUGGAAGGCGGAGGAGGCAGCGAGAGAGAGAAGGGGAGAGGGAGUGAGGGAGGGAGUGAGGGAGGGAGUGAGUGAGUACAUCCGCACGGACAAGUACAAUGUGCGGGCCACGGUGGUGAGGGCGCCCGACCUUGCUGUGCGAGGGAGAGCCGCCCGGCACGGUGGGGCAGGUGCAGCAGCAGGUGGGGUGGGGCCGGGCAGCACAGUGGGCAAGGCGGGUGAGUCAGCGCAAUAA
This is a messenger RNA of Closterium sp. NIES-65, 3780 nucleotides long. NCBI's taxonomy places the organism in Eukaryota, Viridiplantae, Streptophyta, Zygnematophyceae, Desmidiales, Closteriaceae. The record is from the annotation of a GenBank genome assembly.